This is a messenger RNA of Bolinopsis microptera, 2927 nucleotides long. Its product is annotated as transcription factor sma-9-like. The record is from RefSeq and is a predicted model, not a curated record. The coding region runs from base 192 to 2492 and encodes 766 amino acids. NCBI's taxonomy places the organism in Eukaryota, Metazoa, Ctenophora, Tentaculata, Lobata, Bolinopsidae. The transcript has 2 exons.
GUGACAAGAGAUAAGAACUUCCUGCUAGAACGACUGAUGAAGUACGAAGGAGUUACAAGCGAGUCAGACUCAGAUGACGAGGCUAAACUAAGCGAGACAAGAGUAGACAAGGCUUCUCUCCUGCACCUCCCUCCUUCAAACGACCAAACGUGCUGGCUGUAACACCGGGCCACACUCCGGCUUCCAUCACCAUGCCUUCACCCAGAGGCAUCAUGAUGCAGAGCCCAAACAACGAAAGUCCCCGACCAAACCACAGUCCGACAGUACCCAGUCCAACAAAUGCGACCUUCCCCAGUCCAGCUCACACAGCGACCCUCACAACUACUACCAGCAGUCCCAAGAAUAGCCCUCGGUCAAGAAAAGCAAGUUCGAACGACACAGGAAAACAAGCACUGCCCAGGAAGAUCCCUUUCCCAUCAUCAGAGUCUAAUAUCGGUCCUGGUUCCAAACAGAUCACCAGAUUACCGUCGGUUAGUCAGGAAGAGCCCUCGGUUUCAUUCUGCUCUCAUGUUGAAAACGGAGUUCAGUGUACUACUGAGAUUACGAAAAAGUCAAAAACAAAACUGUGUGGUGCACAUAGAAGGAUGUUGAACAAAAAGAAAAAGCAACAAAAUGCCGGUGAACCUGAUAACAUCGUGUUAAAUUCGCCUAACCCUCACACGCCAUCAUCAACUCUGGCAUCUUCUCCUGCUUCCCUGACCUCACAAUCUCCUCACCCCACCCCAAAUAACUCUAACGAUGGGAUGAUGUCACAAGGCAUGCUCCAUUCUACUCAUAUGAACUAUAACCGACCACCAAAUGCUUCAGUUCCUCCUCAAAACUUCCCUCGACCUCCUCACAUGUUCCCUCAAAACCCUCAGAUGCAACACCUUCAGAUGCAGCAGUACCAGCUUCAGAUGAAACGGAUGAUGUUUCAGAAUCCCAAAGAAUACUAUGCUCAGCAACAGCAGUUUCAGCAGUUUCAGCAACAGCAAGCUCAGCAUUACCAACAGCAGCAACAAAGAGCACAGCAACUCCACCAAGGUGCAAAUGUGCCAACUUCUUCUGCUGCCGGUCCUAGUGGUGUACCAGCUCAGCCGCCAGCUCAACCUGGUAAUCCAACCCAGUCUGGUAACCAAAACAUGCUGCCUCCUUCUGCUUCAAAAGAGCAACAGCCUGAACCAAAGAGCAAACCUCCGGCUUCUAACAGUAACGCUCCUUCUGCACCAGAGGUAACUCAACCACAAGCCACUUCGACUCCUAAACAUUCUCCAAGUCAGAAGUCAAGUAGCUCGAGCCAGAAGUCUAAUUCUAAUCAACAACAACAGAUGCAUCAGAUUCAAGUGAAUUCACAGAAUACAUCUGCUAAUCAUCCGAGUUCUAUGCCUGUGCAACCAAUGCUAACACAACCUAGCAGCAGCUCAAGCCAUUCAACUCCUAGCCAACCGAAGCAAGGAUCCAACAAUUCACAGCAGCACUCAAAUCAGCAACAUAAAUCAAGCAGUCGUAAACAAUCGCCCUCAACUCAAAAGUCUGAGGGAACUCAUUCAAACAGACAACCCAUUGUCCCGGUUUCCCUGAAUCAGCAGUCUAGCGGGCCAAACAAUGUGAAUCAGAAUAUGAGUCACCAGCAGCGCCACAAUUCAGGUCCUAUUUCAGCAGGCCAGCACCGACCUCAAAUAACCAGUCCACGUCUUCAACAGUUCCCUCCAGGUGCGCAUCCCUUGCAAGUUACACAACAACAACCUUCACCUGUGUCCCACACUCAACAAGUACUUCAAGCUCAGGCCAUGAACUCAAGAAAUGCCACCUCGCAAAGUCAGAUGCAGCCUCCUCAAUUACCUGCCAGUCAAGCUCAAAAAGCUCACAACCCAAAUACUCAAGGACAUCAGAUGCCGAGCUCGCAGUCUCAUCAGAUACCGCUGUCCCAGCAUCAGCUUCACCAGCAGCUCACUCCUAAACAGCUGGCACAUUUGCAGGCACAGCAACAAAGACAGUUCCAGCUCCAGUUAGCAGCAGCUGCUCAACAGCAGAAGAUAGCUCAGCAUCAACAGGCUGCCAGACUUGCACAGAACCAACAUUACGCCAACAUGGGACUCAGUGCUUCUCCCAGAUUCCCGUUGAACAUUCCACAGCAACAGGCUCAACAGCAAGCACAACAACAGGCACAGCAACAGGCCCAACAAGCGCAAGCACAACAACAACAACAGGCACAACAACAAGCACAACAACAAGCGCAACAACAAGCGCAACAGCAAGCCAAACAGCAAGCGCAAGCACAACAGCAAGCUCAACAAAUUCAGCAAGCUCAGCAACAACAAAAAUCUGCCAUGGCUGCUGCUGUUACGAGCUCAAACCACCCUCCUAGUGUCCCUUCAAAGAAGGAGCCAGAGAAGGCUCCAGAACAGCCGACAUCUGGGGGUCCUGCUAAACCACCAGAUCUGGGGGAGCUGCCUCCAGAACUACUAGCCGGAUUAGACGCUUCAUUGGAGGGUAUGGAGGAUGUGAGCUGAUAGAAUAUUUUAGAUCGUUCUACUGUGUCGCUGGAUCAAGAUGUAUUGUUGCCGACGCUUGAUAACUUCAAUUCGAAAGAAUGCGCAUCGAGUCGCAAAGAAGACAAUAGACACUUGGCUACCGUUUUAGUUUUCAGAGGAAUUACGUGUGAUGGAUAUUUAACUUUUGUACGAUAAAUUUCAAUGAAAAUUAAGCUAACGUAAUAUGAAUAUUUGUUGAUUGAUAGCCAUAAUAUAAAAUGCUUAAUCGAAACAGUAACUUCCUCUUUAUUAAUGAAUCCAAUAUCAUUCGACGGCCAAUAUCUUUUGCACACGCAACUGUGUACAUUUUUAUUGAAUAGUUGAAUGUAUUACUAUGUUGUUAUUGGAUCAAUUUUAUAGUAAUUAUCAUAAAUACUUGGUAUGCUUAUGAUAUGAGAAUUUAGAUAUAUUGAG